Arctia plantaginis is the source of this 606-nucleotide messenger RNA. The record is from the annotation of a GenBank genome assembly. NCBI's taxonomy places the organism in Eukaryota, Metazoa, Arthropoda, Insecta, Lepidoptera, Erebidae.
AUGUUUUAUGAUUCAUACCUAUAUUUAGUAGAUGGUUCAUAUCUUCCUACUGUCGCCCCUACAGGAUUAAAGACAGAUCUUGGUUGUUGGAAGUAUCACUUUGGUGCAAUAGAGGGAAUGAGGCAAAAUGGCUGGACUUUAUGGACAGUAAUUCUUAUCAGGCUUGUUGCUGAAGAGUUCAAUUUCAAAUUAUCAAUCAUGGGACAAGGAGAUAAUCAAAUGUUACUUAUAGAAUUUACUGAAACAUUACCUGAAGAGGUCACUGUCAAUCAAGUAAACCAAUUUAUAUCUGCUCUUGAGGAAAAAUUAUCAUAUAUUGGGCCUCCUCUUAAGAUAGAAGAGACAUGGAUCUCUAAGGAUUACCUCUUGUAUGGAAAAUUCCCAAUUAAAAAUAGGGUUGCUCUAACAACAUCUUGGAAAAAAAAUUGUAGGAUGUUCCGCUGCUGCAAUGAGGAUUUCCCCACCAUUGAAACUAGCCUCUCAUCUUUAGCUGCCAAUCUAUAUGCUGCGGUGGCAUCUGAUAAUGUGACACAACCUAUAUUCUUUCUAUCAAUUUCUGACGGACAUAAUCAACAGUUCUCUCUUUUUCUGGUAAUUUAUCAAUAG